Molecule: messenger RNA, 864 nt
Organism: Neoarthrinium moseri
Lineage: Eukaryota; Fungi; Ascomycota; Sordariomycetes; Amphisphaeriales; Apiosporaceae
Exons: 4
Coding region: 1-864 (287 amino acids)
Molecular function (GO): protein binding
Source: RefSeq, a predicted model, not a curated record
AUGUUCAGCCGACGAUUCGAGCCUCCGCCAUCCUCGAGCAAGAGUUUUUCCAAGGGUCACAAAGUCAGCAAGUCCAGUUCGUCAUUCAGCAAGAGCCAUGCCGGCGUCGCAAAAAGUCGUCAUGAAUCCUCUCGUCGACGCCCAAGCACAGCCGCCGCCCAGGACCCCUCUACUCCGUCAAGCACCUUGACUCCAUCCAUCAUAACCCUCAUCGUCGGCACAGAACAACGUGUCUUCGCUGCGCACGAAGAUGUCUUGGGCGUCUCGCCUUGGUUUCAAUCGACCCUGUCGUCAAUGUUCAUGGACACCGACUCCGCUGCCAACAAGCGCAUCCAUCUUCCCGACGAAGAACCCGAGAUCUUCAGCUCAAUCCUGGAGUACAUGUACAAAGGCGACUACUAUCCCCGCUUGAUUCACAAUAAGAAGCGGAACUCGUGGGAGAUUGAGCAGCCCGACGAGGGUCGCAACGCCUUGGAAGCCACCAUCUACCAUCAUGCCACCGAUGGCGAUAUCCUCAAGGACACGGUCAUCUACUGUGCUGCCGAGAAGUUUGGGCUCGACGAGCUCAAGCGGGUCGCUUUGCGCAAGCAGGGUCUCCAGUCUGGCAUCCAGUGCAGCACCAUAUUGGCAUCGGCUCGCUACGCCUACAACCACACGCCCGAUACGGACUCGAAGCUGCGAGCUCACUAUCUCGCCCUCAUCAUCCGGAGCCGGAGCACUUUCAAGCGAAGCGGCACAAUGCAACUCGAGAUGUUGAACGGCGGCACCCAGCUGUUCUUUGACCUGUUCGUUGCCCUCUGCAACCACGUAGAUGACAUCUCAAGUGCCCAAAGCACACCUCGCAGCAAUCGCCACUUCUUCUAG